AGGAGAGCUCGGCCCCCGAGGAGCCACCUUUACUGGACCCAAUCGAUCUUCAUCCGGAGCCCGAAUCCGUGCCAACAUAUGAGGCGGAACCUUGCGAGAAGAAGCAUGUCGACGCUCUCUCGACCUCAAUCGCGCCCGCUCCUUCCACUUCUCAUGCGCAGGUGGCCUUCGCCCCGCGCCAGACGCGUUCCUCUGCUCCUCCAGGAGUCGCCAAGGUUGGUCGUGCCCGGUCUGCCACCUCCGGACGCUCUCCCGCCUUGCCUUCCACCACUCGCUCUGCCCCGCGCCCGACUCGAACUCCUGCUCGUUCGGUCGCAUCCAAAGUUGACGCAGGGUCUUCCACCUCCGGUCCUGCUACACCUUCUACCGCUCUCCGCCGUCCGAGGACAAGACAUGAGAAGAACCGUCCGUGGAAGGAUUUUACGUGCGGCAUCAACAAAUGCACGUACGUCUUGACUAGCGACGAACUCUGGGUGGCUCAUCUGCAAGACACGCACAAGAUUGGGUGCAAGCACGAGUGGAAGGCGGGCAGCUUCUGUCCUUGCUGCCCCGAGGUGCCUGAGGAAGGGAAGAAGCGCAAGGUCUAUGGAUCAUGGUCGACAUGGAUCCGGCAUCACAAGGACAAGCAUCACUACACCAUUUCGAUGCGGUGCCCGGUUGGCGGAGGUUGUACCUUCGUGCUGGAGGGUCUUCGAGGCGAUUCCAUGAAGCGGCAUUUGAUGGACAAGCACAAGAUGAACAGCGACGAUGCGCUCAGCAUGGCAAACAAAAGCGAGGACAAGGAGAACGUACCCCCUGCUGAGCCCGACAAUGGUGAGAAGGACUCCGACGAUGUGGAGCGGGAGGAGCCGCCGAAGCGGAAGAAGCGGAAGAAGAACGACGAGGAUAUGGAGCAGUGGGAAGAGCAGCCAAAGAAGAGGAAGAAGUCGCGUAAAUGAGCUGUGUCGAUCUGAUUGUAUAAUG
Polyporus arcularius HHB13444 is the source of this 963-nucleotide messenger RNA. The record is from the annotation of a GenBank genome assembly. NCBI's taxonomy places the organism in Eukaryota, Fungi, Basidiomycota, Agaricomycetes, Polyporales, Polyporaceae.